Messenger RNA from Theobroma umbraticum, 635 nucleotides. Lineage: Eukaryota; Viridiplantae; Streptophyta; Magnoliopsida; Malvales; Malvaceae. The record is from RefSeq and is a predicted model, not a curated record.
UGAUUGGUACACGUAAGAACGGAAUAUGUGCGGCUUCUUGAGUCUUCCACAGAUCUACUGGCUCACAACUCGACAACUCUCUUCCUUUUAGGCCUCUCGCUUCUGUCCCGCAGUCCACGCCUUCUUCCUCCUUUUGCCUGAACCAAAGGGCUUAAUCUUCGCUAAUCGUUGUGUGGUUUCCGAGAUUCGACAAUGACUCGCGGUAACCAGAGAGACCGAGAUCGAGAAAGGGCUCAAGCCAGAACAGGCAACAAAGGCAAGAGUGUCAAGGACGAUGGGCUAACCCCUGAACAACGCCGUGAAAGAGAUGCAAAGGCCUUGCAAGAAAAGGCCGCAAAGAAGGCGGCGCAGGCAGCGGCCGGAGGGAACAAUGCGGGCGCUGGUGCAGGAAGUAAAACCAAGAAAUAAUAAUGUAAUGUUGGUGAAAUGAUAUAGGGUGGAGGGUAAAGAUCGUGUUAUAUACGUUGAUUGGGGAAUCAGAUCUUUGGGUUUCUUUUUUGGUUUUCAGAGUCUCUGUCUAUGUCGUUUGAAGGUUAACAAACUCUUGGUGUGUUUGUUUAAUUGGCAUUGAUGUUGACUCUUAAAUUUUCUAUCUGAUUGGGAAUGGAAUUGAAUUUCUAUGUAGCAUGCUGCAA